Glycine soja is the source of this 2442-nucleotide messenger RNA. Its product is annotated as root phototropism protein 2-like. The transcript has 4 exons. Gene Ontology annotation, molecular function: protein binding. Lineage: Eukaryota; Viridiplantae; Streptophyta; Magnoliopsida; Fabales; Fabaceae. The coding region runs from base 424 to 2166 and encodes 580 amino acids. The record is from RefSeq and is a predicted model, not a curated record.
AUAUGUUACCCAUUUUUAUAGCACCUUCAUAAUUUACUUUUUUCCCUUAUCUUGUCAAAUUAACUAUUUGAUCACAUGCAUGCUCACUUUUGUUUUUUCUCUUCAUAUCUAUUAACAGUCUUACUCCCUUUUCGAAUAAAAUAAAAAUAUGAACUGUCCUAAAGAUUUAUGGUAAGUAUGACACUCUCAGCUCAAAAAGGAAUCACUUUAAUGGAAGGAUAAAUAAGAUAACAACAAGUGAGGAAAAAGAAAACAUGACAGACAUGGACCACAGUCACAAACUCAACUGAUGACAAGAUAACAAUCAUAACAGGGAUCAAAAAUCCCCUUAUAACAACAGCUAAGCACACCAUAUAAUAACAUGCUGUUACUCUCAAACCCCUAAUCCAAUUCAGACCACGAAAAAACCAACUACAUCAGCUCAUGGCAACCCCCAACCCCACCAGAUUCUCCCUUGCCAUGGAGAGAACCGGGCAAUGGGUUUUCUCCCCAGAAAUCCCCACCGAUGUUAUUGUUGCAGUUCGACAAACCAAUUUUUCUCUCCACAAGUUUAUUCUGGCGGCGAAGAGUAACUACGUCAGAAAAGUGAUAAUGGAAUCAGAGGAGAGUGACCUAACAAGAAUAGAGAUUUCCGACAUACCUGGAGGAUCAGAAGCUUUUGAGAAAGCGGCGAAGUUCUGUUACGGCGUUAACUUCGAGAUCACGGUUCACAACGUGGCGGCGCUGCACUGCGCCGCUGUGUUCCUCCAGAUGACCGACGAGUAUUGCGACGGAAACCUCGCCGGAAGGACGGAGGAUUUUCUCUCUCAGGUCGGCCUCUCCACGCUCCACAGCGCCGUCGCGAUUCUCAAAUCCUGCCAAAAGAUUCUCCCCUUCGCCGCCGAGGUCAACGUCGUUGACCGCUGCGUUGAGGUCAUCAGCUGCAAGGCUUGCAACGAGGCGAAUUUUCCGAGCCAGUCGCCGCCGAACUGGUGGACGGAAGAGCUCGCCGUGCUCGACGUGGAUUCCUUCGCGAAGGUGAUCGCCGCGAUGAAGCAGCGUGGCGCGAAGUACCUAACUGUCGCCGGAGCGUUGAUUACGUACACCGAACGCGCGCUGAGGGAGCUCGUCAGGGAUCACUCCGGCGGCGGAAGAGGAAUCCGGUCACCGGAAUCCGGAGACUCCGAUUCGGAGUCGAAAAGAAGCGAACAGCGCGAGCUUCUGCAGGCUAUCGUUCCUCUCUUUCCGACGGAGAAAGCCGCGUUUCCGAUCAACUUCCUCUGCUGCCUCUUGCGGUGUGCGAUCUACCUCCGCGCGUCGAGCGCGUGCAAGCGCGAGCUGGAGAAGCGCGUGACGGAGAUUCUCGAGCACGUGACCGUCGACGACCUCCUCGUGCUCACGUUCUCCUACGACGGCGAGAGGCUCUUGGAUCUGGACAGCGUGAGGAGGAUUAUCUCCGGUUUUGUGGAGAGGGAGAAGGGCACGACGGUGUUCAACGCCGGCGUCAACUUCAACGAGGACUUCUCCGCCACGAUGCAGCGCGUGGCCAAAACCGUCGACUCGUACCUCGCUGAGAUCGCCGCGUACGCCGAACUCUCCAUCUCGAAAUUCAACGGCAUCGCCAUCCUCAUUCCCAAAGGCGCGAGAAAAUCCGACGACGAUCUAUACCGCGCCGUCGAUAUCUACCUCAAGGUGCACCCGAACCUGGACGAGAUAGAGAAGGAGAAAGUGUGCAGUGUAUUGGACACGUUAAAACUGUCCUACGAGGCGCGUGUGCACGCGUCGAAGAACAAGCGUUUGCCGCUACAGAUCGUGCUUCACGCGCUGUACUACGACCAACUACAAAUAAGGAGCGGUACGGCGGCGGACAAGCAAGCUGUGGUGGCGGCGGCGGAGAAAAAACAGCUGCAAGCUGACGUGUCCUUGGUGAGGGAGAACGAGGAGCUGCGGUCGGAGCUGAUGAAGAUGAAAAUGUUCAUUUCCGAUUUGCAGAAGAAUGUUCACGGAACGUCGUCGUCUGGGAGGGAGAAUAUUGGGCCCACUAAAAAGCCCACGUUCUUCUCGUCCAUGUCCAAGAAACUGAGCAAGUUGAACCCGUUCAAGAAUGGGUCUAAGGACACGUCACACAUCGACGAUGCCCCUGUGGACUUGACCAAGCCCAGAAAGAGAAGGUUCUCCAUUUCCUAGGUUUGCUUUCCUUAGUCAAUUCCAAGCUUUGUCAAAAAGAAUUUUAAAUUUUUUGAAGUAAUUACGUUUUCUCUCUUGAUUGUUAAUUUUUUUCAUGAAAGUGUCAAUUUGUAAUUAAGAAAAAAGUGAGACGUGAUUGGAUUUCUUAAAUUAGAUUUGGUCAUAUCUCUAUGUUAAGAUGUAUUUGAUCUGGAUAUAUAGGAACAUCCUAGUUUCAAUAUGAAUUAAUGAGAAUUAUAAUAAAAAUGCUUUGAGUCGUGCUAACUUUUGGGUCUA